CACGGCUCCCAGCUACCGGGAUGGGGUGAGAGGAGGAGAUCUGAGCUCCCAGCAGACGCAGCAUCCCCGAGCGAAAGGAGACGGAAGGGGCUUCGCUCCGUGAGGGAGGGGACGGAAAGGGGCUCCCUCAGCUCCUCCCAACAGGACUGAUGACAGCCCGGCGGCUCGCCCUAGGGGCUCGUCGGAGGCGCUGCGGGCUGGGAGGGCUCUGGGCAGCCCCAGGUGUGUCAGCGCGGAGCAUGUGAUCCCGGCCGCUCCCUCUGCAGGAAACAAAGCGGAGGAGGAAGCGGGAGUAGGACCAGUCGAGUCUGCUCCCUGGCCGGGUGGUGUCUCUGAGCAGCAGCCUUGCAGGAGCUGAUACCCAACUAUGCUUAUGUGUUUCGUACUGCUGUGUCAGCUGCCAAUAAUGUUUGCAUUUCCUCAUUGUGCAAGAAGAUUAAAGAAUGUGAAUCAUAAAGGGAAAGAAGUAUUCGCAUCAGAAAAAGAAGCCAAUUUGUUCCUGAAACGACAUCUUCUAAGUAACAGAUUUGAUUUUGAAGUAUUUACCCCUGGUGAUAUAGAAAGAGAAUGCUUUGAAGAACUGUGCAAUUAUGAGGAAGCAAGAGAAUUUUUUGUAGAUCCUGAUAAAACGAUGGAGUUCUGGAAAGAAUAUUCAAAAAAGGAUCCCAGUACAAAAAUCAACGGUGAGGGAUUACAGAAGAUUGAUGUUACUGGACUUCUGAUUGGCCUAGUUGCUGCUGGAGUGCUGGUGGUUUUAACUGGAUUACUACUUUACUAUUUUUGCAAAAGUAGAUGCAAAUCAAGGCAACCACCAGGAUACUCCAACUCUGUAAGGAGUAGAAGACGCCAUUCAUCUAUUGUCUUCAGAAGACAUGAAGAAGUAUCUUUAAAUCCACUUCCUCUAAGAACAGAUGAAUCGGGACUUCCAACUUAUGAACAAGCAGUGGCAGUUGAUGGAAGAUGUGAUGUUUCACCGCCACCAUACCCAGGGCCUGCAAAAGGAUUUAGGGUGUUUAAGAAGUCCAUGUCACUUCCUGCUUCCUAAGUACAAACCUGCUUCCUUUCUUCCUUGGAAGAUGAUGAUAUACAUUUGACAAAGUGCAAUAUCUUGCACACUGCUGAACAGUUCACAAAAAUGUGAAAACUUGCUGAUCCUCGGCAUAGGACUAAGUGAAACUUUCAUGCAGGGAAAGAAGCUAUCGUUUUGCAAAUAGUUUGUUUCAUGAUGAAGACUACUUGUUUGUACAGGUUUUUGGUGCUAGGAACUGAAUUUUGUAUAAAGAUACAAAUCUUAUAUUGGCCACUUGCAUUUAGGGCCAAGCCACUAAAUUAGUAAUAUGCCAUUAACAGGUUUGUUUGUUUGUUUCUUUAGAAGGAAAAAUAUUUUAAAUGUUGAAAAUGGUCUUUUAGAGAGACAAACAACUUAUUUUCUGGCUGCUCAAAAGUUAUACCACUGUGAAUAUAUUAAGUAUGCAAUAGAAAUUGGAUUCUUAGUUCUUGGUUUGGACGUAGGGUUAGCAUUUAGUUUUGGAAAAAAACUUUUUUAUUAAACUUUUUAGAACUUGCAUAGUAUGACUGCUGUUGCCAUUGAAGGACACUUCUACGCUGUCUUUGUGCUGCACCCAGGAAUGCCAUGAACAUUCCCAUUCGCUUGCUCCUUGUCUACAAGUGCCAAAUCAGAACCGAAGUAAUAUGCUAUGGGUGCUUUAAAUAGAGGGGCUAUGGGAGCUGCUCUAACUAAAGCACCACCCUCUUCCCCUGCCCAACACUCCCAGAGAAUGUGUAUAAAUGCCCAAUGUUUACAUGCCAAGAAUAUUGUACAGCUUUGGAGUAUGAUAGUUACCAGUCUGUAAGUCUAUGCUAUUUACAUGAUUUUUGUGCCAACGAAUAGAUGCCCAUUCACUUCUGCUGGGCAGUGCUUCUAGCCUCAAUACAGGUGCCUUUGCAAAUCUGGGGUUUGUUGAUUAGUUUAAAAAAAAAAAAGUGCAUAGAUCACAGGAAGCUCUGACUUGAAAGUAAAAAGCUCUCAGAAAGGAUGAUGAACCUUGGUCUAAGUUCAUCAUGAAUUCAGAGUGCCCCAAACAUUUUUUUUUUUGCAGGAGAGAAAAGGAGAGAUCAAAGGUUUGUAUACUACUUGGAUGCAUUUUUAAAAGCUGACCACCCUGCUGUAGUAUUGCUCAAUAUGAAGCCACUUUUGAUGCAAUGAGUGGAAAGUAGUGCUGCUCAUGGGUCAUGUGUUUCACUAUUACUAGAAAACAAAGUACCUUUUUAAAAGUAGCAGCUUGUGGAAAUUGACCAACCUGACAGUGGGUGGUUGGACCCAGAAAAGUGGUGCGCAAACAGGCUGGGGAUGAAACGGCUACAGGACCUUGUUCCUCCUUCUCCUGUCUCUCUCUCUCUCCGUCGACAGAAAACACCAAGGAGGCGAUGUAACAAAUAAAUGCUUUACUCACAGUUCAUGCAGGAAAAAAAAAACUUCUUGACAGCUGUUUCAAGAUUAAACUCGCUGAUGACUCGACAGCUCUAAACACGUUCGGAUGGUAUACUCGGUCAUGAUGGGGGCGUCUAGGGGGAAAGGAUUUCGUGGACGCAGGACCUCCGGUGAGGGUGAUCAGGCCUCUCCAAUAUGGCGCGGGUCCUCUGUUCCUUUUUGGGGCGCGCGCUUUCUUUUUUAAAUGGGCUGCAUCCGCCCGCCCCCUGCCAAUCAGCACGGGCCGGGACCGCCAAUCUCGCGGCUAUCAGGCCGCGCCCACCACUUCCCCCAUGCCACGAGCACAACUUGCUCUCAUGUUUGGCGUUUGGUCAUCAUUUUUUCUUUAUCACAAAAAUGUACUGUAUAUGUAUUUAAAGGAUCUGCAUUCAUGUAGAUGAUAAAAUUUGAAGAGACUCAAGCUGAUCAUUGGAUAUCAACUGAUGAUUGGUCUUUCAUUUGUAAUAUUACAGUUUUAAAACUACAAAAUAAAUAAUUUUCAUUAUAAAUAUA
This is a messenger RNA of Alligator mississippiensis (American alligator), 2983 nucleotides long. It is a transcript of the gene PRRG4, whose product is annotated as proline rich and Gla domain 4. The coding region runs from base 368 to 1045 and encodes 225 amino acids. The record is from RefSeq and is a predicted model, not a curated record. Gene Ontology annotation, cellular component: extracellular region. Gene Ontology annotation, molecular function: calcium ion binding. The transcript is spliced from 6 exons. Lineage: Eukaryota; Metazoa; Chordata; Crocodylia; Alligatoridae.